AUGAGUGCCCAGGCACCCCGGCUGCCUCAGCGCAGCGCCAGCGAGUCGAACCGCCCCCAUGAUGGGCCAGACGAUGACGACGACGACCGAUAUGAUCUGUUCGCUGGCCUAUGGCAAGAAGCACCUUUUGCUAGGCUUCCGUCCGAUGCGCCUCAUCAACUAAAUUCCUUCGUCCGCGACAUCGAAAACCCUCGCCGCGUUUACGCAAUCCACCGCGCCAGUCGUCGCCACGACUUUCAGCUCCUCGUUCAACUCUAUAUUCAUCAGCUGCGCGAUGGAUGCGGUAGCGCCACUUGCGCUACGCCUACAUGCUUGAGCUGCCGGAAGCGUCUCGCCGGAAAAUCACCCAUCCGACGAUACAAUCCUACGAGCGCCAGGACGUUGGCCGUAUAUCUCGCCAGCCAAGACAACCCGGAAAGGGGUAUCUGCCCAUCGCUGAAACGCUCCAACACUACCACCCCUGCAGUCAACAAUUUGGUAUUUUCGAAAUGCUCCAUUUCAAAACCCGUCAGCCAGAAAGAAAGCCCAAAAUCAGCCGAUGGCGAUACCCGAGACACUAGUACGAGAGCACCCAACAAGUCACAGCUCAGGCACGGCUCUCUUGAACCGCAAGACGCACAGCUGCGAGAGACGUCCAACGAUGACGCGACCAACAAAUCCGAUGCUUCACAAUCACUGACAGAAAUUUGCGUCUCGGAGCGGCCCGUUACACGAGACUAUCGGUCUUUCGCCGCCACGACGUUCGGCACUGUCGCAUUCAAGAUGAUCGAAUGGCUGACACCGAACUCGCUAGAAGCUCUAUCUCGAAAAAUAUCCUAUCUCGAUUCCUCGUCGCAACCAGGCCCAAAAGCAGCGCGUAUUCCUUCGCCCGAGAGUCGGCCAGCUACGGGCAAGGAAGCACGCGACCAUGAUGAUGAUCGAGACUCUUCGGCCCCUCCCCACAAGUCUUCGCUGCAGCCCGAUGUGCCCGGCGCUGCAGACUCACGUAGCAGUAGGGAGCAGCAGCCUACCUCGAAGCGGAAUUCUAAGCCAGCAUUCCGCUCCAAACCGACUGCUGAAACACCACGGCGCAAAUCUAUCGAACCUGUCUGCGUCACAGCCGAGACUGACAACGCUGCGCUUCACCGACCGAGUCGUAUCAACGGAUACCAUCCUGACAAGCUAUCACGGAGGACAAAGUCUCCGACUACCAUAACUUUCAAGCCCACAUUUUUCGAAAAUGUGCCUAUACCCCCAUCCGUUGCUGACGAAGUGACUGUCACUUCAUCAGACGGCGAGGAGAGUACGAAAGAAGAGUUGUCCAAGCCCACGCGGCCCGGCAGCAACCACGAACACAGACAGAAACAACAGUCGACUGAAGAAGUACAAGACGAGGAUCUCAACGACACGAAAGCCAUAGAGUGUUCGCUUCCACAGACAUUGUCACAGCUCAAUAUCGAGAUUGUUGACUUCAUCUGCGACACCUAUAUGGAGGACGAAACAUCAGAAGAUUAUUGUCAUGCCACAUUAGACAUUGACCGCAACUACCCAGAACCACUGCGUAGGCAUGAGCGUCUGGUAAGGACGCCCCAGCAGAGAGAUGCCAUGUGCAAGAAAGCAUGGAAAGAUUUCCACGAACAAACUCUCUUUAGCGUUCUCAGUGACCCAGAAGCAUUGGUUUCGUCAUUUUCCAAGGAUGGCAGAUUAUUCGACUCGCAGAGUUUGUGGUAUUGCAUGGUGCGCCUUACCAGGGCAUCGCCAAGUCUUGUUCUUCAUAGCCUGUGGUUGUCGGCGGCUAGCUUGUUCUCGUUGCCAGACACCAUCAAUCGUGGCGAAAAGGGUAAGACGCGACAGUCAUCAGUGUGUCAAGCAGAAAGCAUUGUGUCAAUAUGCUUUCACGCCCUUGUCGCACUCGUCCCGGUUGUCUCAGACUCGAAAAUAUUAUACGACCUCUCCCGCACACGCUCGCAUGGCCUCGCACUGGCGAAUAGCUGUUCAUCGUACCGCCGCUCAUCUGGCCUUUGCUUGAAAUACGACGACGCAUUUUCCAAUAGCCUAGCUUUGCGCCUAGCACGCCGGCUUUUCCUCGCCAUCACAAUUCGUCAACAGCAUAGCAAGGCGCCGCUUGGAUCCUUGCUGGAGCAGCUUGAUUUACGAAACACUGGGCUGGAGCGCAUUCUCAAAUUCACCCAAGAAGAGCGACUUUUGCAUGAAACAAGAGUACCGACUCUCCUGCUUGACUGGGCUAGGGCCGUCUUGUUGCACGAGUGGGAUGGCAAGGCUCCGUUCUACAAGGACGGUACUUUUUACGGCGCAUUAUCGUUUAUGGACACUUUUUAUUCAAACAGAAAUGUUCUGCUGUUGGGAGAAGUACAGUUUCGGGUAGAAUACUUUUCCGAACGUCUCGAUACCAUGCGUGUACCGAUUCAAUGGAUAACGACAAGGCCAACAGAUGAUGUGGGAAAUAUUCUCGACUACCCCUAUCUCUUCCGACCCGAAACUCUCGUUACGUAUUUCCGAUCCAUCAACUUUGCAUGCAUGAGCCGCACAUUCGAAGAAGCUAGCUCUUUGAAACGUCGCAUGAGCGCAAUUGUUGAUCCUGGGAGUUUGAUCACGAAUCCGCAUCACAAGGUUGUCUUGAAGGACAUGAUGAGAACCGCCGUAUCAAAGUACCUUGUUUUGGAUAUCGGCCGAACCAGUGUUCUUCGCGAUGCUUUUGAUCAGCUUUGGCGACGUCAGAAGCGAGAGUUGUUGCGUCCUCUCAAGAUUCACCUCGGCGAGGAUGCUGGCGAGGAAGGGUUUGACUCUGGCGGUGUGCAGCAAGAGUUCUUUCGUCUUGCGAUCGCGGAGUGUCUUGACCCCGUGUACGGAGCCUUUACAGUGGAUGAUAGAAAUCACAUGGCAUGGUUCAAACCCCAUUCCGCAGUCGAGGACUGGAAGUUUGAGCUCAUGGGUUUGCUUCUAUCCCUUGCAGUGUACAAUGGCUUGACGCUACCUGUCAACUUCCCCAAGGCGUUUUACCGCAAGCUGCUCAAACAACCCGUCGAUCAACUUUAUCAUAUUGCCGACGGUUGGCCUGAGCUCACAAGCGGCUUGACUACGCUCCUGGAGUGGGACGAAAAGGAUGGUCUCAUUGAGGAUAUUUUUGCGCGAACCUAUGAAUUCUCUGUUCCGGGCAUAGGCAAAGAUUUGACCAUACACAUGCUCGAGGACAAGCACAAGGAACAGCCCGGCUCGCCCAUAAGCGCCGACGCGGAUAUGUCAGAAGCCCCGUACGUCACCAACGAAAAUCGCGACGAUUUUGUCGCAGAUUACAUUCGCUACCUCACCGACUACUCUGUCCACCGUCAGUUUGACUGCUUCCGUCGCGGUUUCGUCGCCUGCCUUCCCGAAAAGUCGCUGACGCUGCUCACUCCGUCCAUUCUGCAGUCCGUCGUUGAGGGGGUGCAGGAGAUUGACAUUUCAGAGCUGCGCCGCUACACGCGCUACGUGGGAUGGGACCCAUCGCACCACACGAUUCGCGAUUUCUGGUCCAUUGUCAAGCGCUACGACGACCGCAUGAAGCGCAAGCUGCUCGAAUUCGUCACGGCCUCGGACCGCGUGCCUGUCAGUGGCCUCAAGAAUGUCCAAUUCAUCAUACAAAAGAAUGGCGAGGAGGGCGAGGGUGGCCACCUGCCGACGGCGUACACGUGCUACGGUACGCUUCUGCUACCCGAGUAUCGUGAUAAAGAGGUGCUGCGGGAGCGUCUAGCCAUGGCACUGGAGAAUGCGCAGGGCUUUGGUUUUGCGUAG
Messenger RNA from Beauveria bassiana ARSEF 2860, 3771 nucleotides. RefSeq names its product HECT-domain-containing protein. Gene Ontology annotation, molecular function: ubiquitin-protein transferase activity. Lineage: Eukaryota; Fungi; Ascomycota; Sordariomycetes; Hypocreales; Cordycipitaceae. The coding region runs from base 1 to 3771 and encodes 1256 amino acids. The record is from RefSeq and is a predicted model, not a curated record. The transcript has 2 exons.